UGUGAUAUCUUCAUUAUUCUUUAGUGCACAAUUGCCUGCAGUUGCAUUAUUCUUUUGUAAUUACAACUUGCACACUACACUGAAAUAUUAUAUUUUUUUCAUAAUUAUAGUCAUGAAAUAUGAUUUAUAUAGUGAAAAAAGCUACAUUAGUCAUUCUAUUGACGAUUGCAACAGUAUCAUGCAGAAUUCACAAACUGCCGCUUACGGAUGAUGAACGACAUUAUGUGGAUCUCACUACAUUCGGUUUCUUCAGCGGAGGGAUUCUGGAUGUGCGGAUGAUCAACUUUAAGCUACCCUCCGGCCCUGUAACUAGCGAGUAUGGAUUUACACUGGAUCGCACACUGAAUGAUGCUAUAAGUCCAUAUAUGGAUCCACAUCUAGACACAUGUUUUCUGAAGGAGAUCGAAAAGACCGGUGUCUCGCCACAGCAUCCUGCUAUUGUCUUAUUGAAAAUGGAUUUCAAUAAUUUAAGAUUAAAUAUUACUUGUAAAGGCGAGGUGAAAGCCCUAAACCUAUAUCAAAAUAGGUCAAUGAUACCAACAGACAGAACAAAGAGGCAGUCGCAGUUUAUGUUCGUAAAUAGGAAAAAGAGACAAGUAGAAGAUGAUAGUAAUGAAAUGUUCGGAACCCAGUGUUCACAUACGCUGCUGCCUAUUACCAAAGAAAGUCGGGGUGGAUUUGAUUAUUACAAUACAAGUUUCGCGAUGUAUGUGGCUUCGAACAAGGAGGAAGGAUUAUACAACCUUUAUUUCCACAACUGUCCUCGCUAUGUUAAUCCACCGCUUAUGAAUAUGAUGAUAGAAAUUUACGAGAGCAAUUACAGAGACAAUUAUCUAUCAGCCGGUGAGAUGCCACUGCCUACUCUGUACAGUGUGAUGUCAAUGAUAUUCUUCCUAAGCGCUAUCUUUUGGACGUACCUAUUGAAGACCAGUCGCCACUCUGUGUACAGAAUACAUAUUAUCAUGUGUGUGCUUGUGUACUUGAAAGCUUUAUCGCUGGCGUUCCACGGGAUAAACUAUCAUUUUAUACAAACUAGAGGAGAACAUGUGACGGCUUGGGCCAUACUCUAUUACAUCACGCAUUUGCUGAAAGGAGCAGUACUAUUUGUCACGAUUGUCCUUGUCGGCACCGGGUGGAACUUCAUAAAACAUAUUCUCGCAGAUAGAGACAAGAAGCUUUUUAUGAUUGUCAUACCAUUACAGGUGGUUGCAAAUGUUGCCGAGAUAAUAAUAGCGGAGAGUGAAGAGGGCGCAUUGGAGCACAACGCAUGGCGCGAUAUAUUCAUAUUAGUCGAUCUACUCUGUUGCGGUGCCAUUAUGUUCCCAGUUGUCUGGUCCAUACGUCAUCUACAAGACGCAUCAAGCACUGACGGCAAGGCGGCCAUCAAUUUACGCAAAUUGAAACUUUUCAGACAUUUUUACAUAAUGGUCUUGUGUUAUAUAUACUUCACCAGGAUAAUUGUUUAUUUGUUAAAGACGACAGUUCCAUUCCAAUAUUCGUGGAUUGACGAGAUGUUCCGCGAGAUGGCGACCUUCCUUUUCUUCGCUAUGACUGGCUACAAGUUCAGGCCUGCUGCUGCCAAUCCAUACUUCACACCAAACAACAUCGACGAGGUGGAGCCACAAGUAUUAACGGAUAUCGCAGUAUUGGAAGGCGUCACAAGGAUAUCCAACAGAAGUGAGAAGAAACGCGAAGACAUGCAACCACUGAUGCAAGAGACUAACUAUAUUUCAGACUAGUUAAUAUUUUAGGAAAUUAUUAUCUAGGUUUUUUUUAAAUACUAACAUUAGUGUUCGAAUCCAGUAUAGCAAUACUUUAGAUUUAAGUAUAGUGAAGUGCAAGGUUCUUAUUGCUGUUACGCCAGCUAAUGAAAACAAUGAUAAUUAUAAUUUUUAUUUACUGAGCAUAAUAAGUAUUGAAUGUUAUGAAGAACUGUACAAAAAUAUGUGAAAAAAUAGAAAAAGUCUCCAGCUGUAAGCUGAAAACGAGUUACAAAUACCUUUAGAAUGGCGCCGGUGUAACCAAUGAUUUUAGCGAUUUAUGGUGUGAAAUGCGCUGACUUAAAAUUAUCUAUCUACUACAUUGUUAUUUUAAUAAUGUACAAUACAUUGGAGUGCACACUUCCUAGUAAUGAACAAUAGACCAAUAGGAAAUUAAUAGCAGAAGUAUUCUUAAAAUACUUGAAACUUGCUCCUUAUGUAAUAAAGAGUAUAGAAGUGACCAUAUUUGGAAAGAUGUUGAACUAUUUUACUUAUUUUUUUGACUGAAAACUAACAAAUUAUCUAUUUUAAUAUUUUUCCUAAUAAUUAUGUAAUUUUCGGAAAAAUGAAACUUAAAAUUCUUAUGGUGUUUUCGAAUAAUUUAUACUACUUACUAUAUCGAAUUGCUGUCUAUAGCAUGAAUCAUAUGCUGACUGUUGCUGUUGAAUGAUUAAAUUGCAAACUCCGGAAGGAAUGUCUUAUUAACGGAUUUAAUGAUAAUUAACUGAAUAUUCAUUAGCGGCAAUUUUUGGAACUUCUCUCGGCCGUUAAUCGGUGUAUUUAAAGGCAAACAAUACGAACCUUGUAUACAUAAGUAGUUUAUUCUGUUGACCACAUUGAAUUUGUGAUUAAUUGUUAAGGUGAUUAGCAAAUUAACUUUUACUAUAAAAAUUAUAGAACAUUAAGUUUAACAAUAUAUGUAUUUAUAGCGGCGCAUACUUUCGACGCAUGCCAAGGUAUUGUGAAGGGCCACUUAUAAGCAAUAUAGUUAUAUAAUAAUCUAUAAUAUAUUGUUAUAGCAUUGAUAUAUUAUAUACUAACACGUCAGAGAAAACAAUGCUUCUAUCCAUACAUACCUUGUGUCUUAUAUAAAAAAGUACCUUAGAUUUUACUUCCUUCAAUU
Achroia grisella is the source of this 2883-nucleotide messenger RNA. Its product is annotated as protein GPR107. Gene Ontology annotation, biological process: transport. Bases 120 to 1739 code for a protein of 539 amino acids. The record is from RefSeq and is a predicted model, not a curated record. Lineage: Eukaryota; Metazoa; Arthropoda; Insecta; Lepidoptera; Pyralidae. Gene Ontology annotation, cellular component: membrane; Golgi apparatus. The transcript has 12 exons.